UAUUUGCAGAUGUUCCUGCACCUGAACAAGAAAAGCUUUUUAUUCAAAAACUGCGUCAGUGUUGUGUCCUUUUUGACUUUAUUGCUGAUCCACUUAGUGAUUUGAAAUGGAAGGAAGUGAAAAGGGCUGCUUUGAGCGAAAUGGUGGAAUAUAUCACACACAACCGCAACGUUAUCACAGAACCUAUUUACCCAGAAGUAGUACAUGUGUUUGCAGUGAACAUGUUUCGAACGUUACCACCGUCCUCUAACCCUACGGGAGCAGAGUUUGAUCCUGAAGAGGAUGAACCAACGCUGGAGGCUGCGUGGCCUCAUCUACAGUUGGUGUAUGAAUUUUUCUUGAGGUUUUUAGAGUCUCCUGAUUUUCAACCAAAUAUAGCAAAGAAGUACAUUGACCAGAAAUUUGUAAUGCAGCUAUUAGAAUUAUUUGACAGUGAAGAUCCACGUGAGCGAGACUUCUUGAAAACAACUCUGCAUCGUAUCUAUGGAAAAUUCUUGGGCCUAAGGGCUUAUAUCAGAAAACAAAUCAAUAAUAUAUUUUAUAGGUUUAUUUAUGAAACUGAACAUCACAAUGGUAUAGCAGAAUUAUUGGAAAUUUUGGGAAGCAUAAUUAAUGGAUUUGCCUUGCCAUUGAAAGAAGAACACAAAGUUUUCUUGCUGAAAGUAUUGUUACCACUCCACAAAGUAAAAUCUCUCAGUGUCUAUCAUCCACAGCUGGCAUACUGUGUGGUGCAGUUCUUAGAGAAAGACAGCACUCUCACGGAACCUGUGGUUAUGGCAUUGCUCAAAUACUGGCCAAAAACCCAUAGUCCAAAGGAAGUGAUGUUUCUAAAUGAAUUGGAAGAGAUUUUAGAUGUAAUUGAACCAUCAGAAUUUGUAAAAGUUAUGGAACCCCUAUUUCGACAGUUGGCUAAGUGUGUUUCCAGUCCACACUUUCAGGUGGCUGAGCGAGCCUUGUACUAUUGGAAUAAUGAGUACAUCAUGAGUCUAAUUAGUGACAAUGCUGCCAAGAUCUUGCCCAUUAUGUUCCCAUCCCUGUAUCGUAAUUCAAAGACACAUUGGAACAAGACUAUCCAUGGAUUAAUUUACAAUGCUCUGAAACUCUUUAUGGAAAUGAAUCAGAAGCUAUUUGAUGACUGCACCCAACAGUUCAAAGCAGAAAGGCAAAAGGAGAAAGCAAAAUUGAAAGAACGUGAAGAGGCUUGGCUCAAAAUAGAGAAUUUAGCAAAAGCAAAUCCACAGACACUGGGUUCCUUUCAAAACUGGUCAUCCUGGGAACUGUCCAUGUGCCCUGUCUCCAAAAAUCAGUAUCAGCUUUUUAUUGAACCCAGUGGCAUGAAUAGUCCAGUUGCCAUGGAAACAGAUGGUCCAUUGAUAGAUGAUAUCCAGAUGAUUAGAAAGGCAGUAGAAGAUCAAGCAACUCAGGCACAGAAAGAUCUUCGAAAGGAUCGUCCACUUGUGCGUCGCAAGUCCGAACUGCCUCAGGAUAUCUACACCAUGAAGGCCUUGGAAUCCCAUCGCCGGGCUGAAGAGAUUAUAUCUGCUCACGAUGGGCAUUAGGCUAUUUCAACAGAAGAAUAUUGUAUAAAGCUGUUCUCUGAACUCGGUCUAUUGUAGAAGCUAUUAUGCUUUGUGCCAUACCAAUCAGCUAUACGUUUAAGUCAAUGCUUUCUUGAAUCCAGUUUGUAGGCAAUAACUUUACCACGUAUGAAGUCAAGUCUGGGUAGUUCAAACAAUGGUACAUAGGGUAUUGUGCUUUCUACAAUCUCCAUCAAACGAUGGAGCUAAAUUUGAGCGUUGUCAUGUCCACAGAGCCAUUGUAUAAAAUUUGUUUUGCAUUUAUAGUUAUCUUUUUAUUUACACCUGUAUUUGAAAAUAAAUGGGACAAUGAGUCUAAAUUUCUUUGAGAAGUCACAGACUGCAUUUUUAGUACUAAAACCAUUUUUGUUUUUGCAUUGAAUGUAUUCAACCCAGGAUUCUAUUGCAUCCAAAAAUAUAUUAGUAUAAAUGUAAAUGUCAACAGUUCCUGGACUCAUUAAACAUCUUGCACUAAAUCUGACUAUUUAAAAGAAGGAACCUGCCUGAUUUUUAAAAGUAAAUUAUAUCAAUCUACUAUAUGAAAAAGUAUCUUUUGGGGAUAUUAAAAGUAUUGACAUGAUUUUUAUCCGUACAAUUGUACCACAUAAUUUAAAACACAGGAUUUCAACUUUAGGUAAAUCACUAACUUGAAAUUCUAAGCCUGAUUUAAUUCCCCAUUAAUAUAUAAAAUAACUAUUGAUUCCUGCUGGAUUGGUUAAGAUCAAAACUUUUUAUUCAGGUACUUUGACAUUUUAUUUUAUCUUUUGUAAGGUUUGUCAAAGUUCUGUACAUGUUGUCUGUCUUCAUGUCUGUUACACAAGGCGAGUGUUAACAGUUCUGAUGGAACUCUUCAACGUACUGAAUUGGCUGAGGCAAGAAUUCUCAGGGUUCACUAUUUUAAUCCAUUCCUCCUUGUAUUAAUGUUCUCCAGUGUAACUUUCCUGGUGUUUUUAUAAUCUGUCUUGCCAGUUUGCUGGUCUACUUUAUGAAAUUGUUCUGCCUCAAAACUAAGAACUUUGAGAUCCUUUGUAAAGAAUGGAUCUGGAAAAUUGUCACACUCCUAAUUUAAUACUCGCCAGAUUUUAGAAAUGAAAAAUGUCACACACAUUUCUAACUUUAAUGUGUACUAGAUUUCACAACACCCGUUCGAAUGAAGCUAUGAUGAGCUAGGCAAGUGAAACACCAAGAUAUGUAUGUGUGUUGUCAGUUGUGUGAAAUAGCUGAAUAUGACUGGUGAUCAGAAACUGGUCAGACAAAAACAAAAGUGUGUGCGUAUAUUAUCAAAACUCUUGUUCAAUCAAUCUCAUGUAAUUUUAGCAUCGUUUUGAAAGUGGUAGCUGAUCAUCAGGUUUAUAUUGCAAAAUAGUGCAUGGUAAGAAUAUCUGCAAAAGCAUUCAGCUAAAUUAUCUUCUAAACUGUUCUCACCUCUGUUUACCUUACUUUAAUCUUUUAUUCUGAGCCUAGUGUGCUAAAGGAAUUUUAAAAUUGUAGGGGUAUUCAGGACUGUAAAGAAAAGAACAAAAUUUGAAGUUUUACCAGCAGAAACAUAUUCAAAUUUCAGAAAGCACUUCCUGUUUAACUUGAAAUGUGAAUGCUAAAAUAAUCUCUCAAGCAUGUUGGAAAAUCUACUUUGUUUUACAUGCGUUUUUUUUUCUUAGCAGUUGUCAUGGAAAUCUACCCCCAAUAUCUUUCCUUUUAGGAGAGAUGGGUGCUUUUACUAUGUGGUAUCUUCCAUGCUUUUGCCGCAUUUUAUUUAUAUACCAUUGUUUGAACUUCCGUCUUGCUUACUAGUAGUUUAUCUCUCAUAUUCAUUGGUUUUGGGUGUUCAGCAGUAUGUUUGUGUGAGGUGUUCGAGAAGGAUUGUAACUUUAUUUUGGCCACUAGUAAGUGUAUAUUGUUUGUAUACAGUUUAGAAUAUGAUCCUGUCUUUAGCAGUUUCCCCUUAUUUUGACUUACCUAUUGAUCAAGAUUGACACUCACCAAACUACAACUUUGAAUUGCCUUUUUUCUGUUGGAAUGAUUGGGAGAAUUUUCAUAUUAAUUGGUGAUCUUUAUUCUAUUAAAAAAGGUCAGUCCUUGUUUUUUGGUUUACAUUGGAUGAUGUGCAGGUAGUUGUGGUAAUUUUCACCUGCUUGGGCUGUUACUAAAAAUACUAGUAUUGUAAAUAAAAGCAAAACAUAGUGGAUGCUGGAGAUCUGAAAUAAAACUAGAGUGCUGGAGAAACUCAGCAGGAGUGGCAGAAUCUGUGGAGAGUGUAACAGAGUUCCAAAGAAGAGUCAUUAGGCUCAAUGUUAACUUUGUUUCCUUCUCCACAGAUGCUGCCAUACCUACUGAGUUUCUCCAGAACUUAGUUUAUAUUAUAAUACUAGUGUUGUGCUAGUUACUGUGCAAAACAUUGGGAUUUGUUGUCAAUUCAUUAAUUACAGAAUUUAAGUCAAAACUAAAUGAUUAGUUGGUAUAGGGUAUGUGGAAUCUGGAAUACUGAGGUAAUUUAGUCAUCUUGAGUGUCUUUUAAUCAUUCUGUAGAUAAACCAGCACAAAAUGGAUACCCCAUAACCAGCAUGUGAACAGUUUGAUUUGUUAAAGAAGUUCUUAAAUGUCUGAAGAAAAGGUGAUUCCAAAGCUUGUUCUGGUGUCUGUUUUUCUUUAAAAGCAGCUUUAUGAUUGACAUCUUUUAAGUUUAUUUGUAUUUGCUUUUUUUUAAAAAAAAAAGCCCAGUACAAGAGGAAUGUCCAGUAAUAUGACAAGUGACCUUUAGUGUGAUACCUACAUAAAUGGCUUCAUUUUAAUAUUGUACAUAUGUUGUACUUUGUUUUAAGUAGUGUAAUAUCUAAUAAAGUAGAUUUCAUAUUUUGUA
Rhincodon typus (whale shark) is the source of this 4434-nucleotide messenger RNA. RefSeq names its product protein phosphatase 2, regulatory subunit B', gamma a (gene ppp2r5ca). Gene Ontology annotation, molecular function: protein phosphatase activator activity. Gene Ontology annotation, biological process: signal transduction; protein dephosphorylation. Gene Ontology annotation, cellular component: cytosol; protein phosphatase type 2A complex; nucleus. Lineage: Eukaryota; Metazoa; Chordata; Chondrichthyes; Orectolobiformes; Rhincodontidae. The record is from RefSeq and is a predicted model, not a curated record. The transcript has 14 exons. The coding region runs from base 141 to 1559 and encodes 472 amino acids.